Messenger RNA from Paramecium tetraurelia, 685 nucleotides. RefSeq lists its product as uncharacterized. NCBI's taxonomy places the organism in Eukaryota, Ciliophora, Oligohymenophorea, Peniculida, Parameciidae. Gene Ontology annotation, molecular function: metal ion binding; mRNA binding. The transcript is spliced from 4 exons. The record is from RefSeq and is a predicted model, not a curated record.
AUGGCUUCUUAAUAUGAUACAACUCCUUAGAAAAUGCUCUCAAAUUAUAGCACUGAUCAUUCUUAAAGAUAUGUGUCCCCGUGUAGUGAUGAUUCUGACUAGGACUCUUAGAAUCUAAUUAAAUAACCUACGUUCAGAAAAAAGAGUUUUGCAACUCCCGGUGAUAAAUAUGAUCAAUCAGAUGGCAAAAGACAAUAAUUAAGAACUAAAUUCUGCAGGAACUUUCAAGAAAAAGGCUAUUGCCAAUACAAAGACAAGUGUUCUUUUAUACAUGAGCCAUGCAGAAUAGAGAACUCUGCCAGUAGAAGAACUAAGCCUUGUAGAUGUUUCUUUUCAAUGGGUGUUUGCCCUUUUGGUCUAAAUUGUCAGUAUGCCCAUUACGAAGUUAUUGAUAAAGAGGAACUACGAGAUUUUGUUGAAAAGGCGUUUAGGGAAUAAAAACUAAUGGUUCCCCUGCAUCCAAAUAAAUUGUAGUUAGAUAUUAGAAAAGACCUACAAAGAUUUUAACAUUUGUAUAAAAUUUUUGGAAGAAAAUUAAGCUUCAGAAGAGAUGAUUUACUAGUCAAUAUGUGCAGAGAAAGAAAUUCCAUUUUCCUUAGACUUUGCUAAAGUGAGGUACAGGAAUUCGACGAUUUUUUGUAAUGAUUCACCUAAUAUAUAUAUAUAUAAUUAUCCUAUAAUACUA